Messenger RNA from Vitis riparia (riverbank grape), 1232 nucleotides. Its product is annotated as GDSL esterase/lipase 7-like. Gene Ontology annotation, molecular function: hydrolase activity, acting on ester bonds. The record is from RefSeq and is a predicted model, not a curated record. The transcript has 5 exons. Bases 54 to 1154 code for a protein of 366 amino acids. NCBI's taxonomy places the organism in Eukaryota, Viridiplantae, Streptophyta, Magnoliopsida, Vitales, Vitaceae.
UCUCUCCAACCAAACACUUCUCCUGCAUUUGAAGACUCUCAACAAAGGAAUCAAUGGCUAUGAUGAAUUCUUCAUCAGCACUGACGCUCUUUUGCUGCUUCACCAUUUUCUUUCAGUUUCUCUCUGUGAAUUCACGCGAUUCUCCUCCACUUGCACCAGCUCUAUACGUCUUUGGCGAUUCUUUGUUUGACAGCGGCAACAACAAUCUUCUGCCGACUUUAGCUAAAGCCAACUAUCUGCCCUACGGCAUGAAUUUCCCCAAAGGAGUCACUGGAAGAUUCACAGAUGGUAGAACUGUUCCAGACUUUAUAGCUGAAUAUCUCAGGCUACCGUAUUCUCCGCCCUCGAUUAGUGUUAGGACAUCGGUGCCGCUGACGGGGUUGAAUUAUGCUUCUGGGGUGUGCGGAAUCCUCCCUGAAACUGGAAGCCUGUUUGGCAAAUGCUUGAAUUUGGAUGACCAGAUCGAGCUGUUUCGACUGACGGUUGAACUGAAAUUGGUCGCUUCUUUUGGGAGUAAAAAGGAGAUUUCGGAAUACUUGUCAAAGUCCAUAUUCAUAUUCUCCAUAGGCAACAAUGACUACAUCAACAACUACCUCCUACCCCUAUUGUAUGAUUCAAGCAAACGUUACACCCCUCAACAAUUUGCUCAACUCCUUGUGGGCAGACUCUCUCAAGGUCUGAAGAAUUUAUAUAUACUUGGAGCCAGGAAGAUGAUUGUGUUCGAGCUUGGCCCCAUUGGGUGCAUGCCAUGGAUAACAAGGAGGUCGAAAAAGGGUCAGGGACAAUGCGACGAGGAAGCGAACUCUCUUGUAUCACAUUUCAACAAUGAUCUCGGUUCGAUGCUAAAAGGAUUAACAUCCACCCUAAGCGGCUCAACCUUCGUACUCGGUCAUGUGAAUUGGCUAGGCUAUGAUGCGAUCAAAAACCCUUCAAAUUAUGGUUUGAGAGACACUAGCACUUCAUGCUGCAACUCAUGGCUGAAUGGGACAGCGACAUGCAUUCCAUUUGGAAAGCCUUGCGCCAACACAAAUGAACAUUUCUUUUGGGAUGGUUUUCACCUCACUGAGGCUGUUUCUUCACUUGUUGCCAAUGCAUGCAUCAAUGGUUCCUCGGUUUGCCUUCCCAUGAAUAUGGAGGGCCUCCUUAAAAUUUGAAUGUAUGAAUUCCAUCAGCAUGUAUGCUUCUUAUUUAAGCAAAUAAAUGCCAGACCUUUUCUUCUUGUUCUUCUUUUA